This is a messenger RNA of Parasteatoda tepidariorum (common house spider), 2710 nucleotides long. RefSeq lists its product as uncharacterized. Gene Ontology annotation, biological process: regulation of transcription by RNA polymerase II. Lineage: Eukaryota; Metazoa; Arthropoda; Arachnida; Araneae; Theridiidae. Gene Ontology annotation, molecular function: RNA polymerase II cis-regulatory region sequence-specific DNA binding; DNA-binding transcription factor activity, RNA polymerase II-specific. The record is from RefSeq and is a predicted model, not a curated record.
UGAUUACCAAGUCUCAGAUCAAUCUUCGAAGUGCUAGGCGGGUAGAAAUGGAUAGCAAUAGACGUAAACAAAUUCUAAUUCGAAAAAUAUAACCGAUUAAAUGUGUUAUGUUUUAAUAAUGUUAAAGUUUUCGUUUUUUUUUCUUCCUAAAAUUAUGUGAAGUGGAUUCAUAGAAAGUAUUUAUUUUUUUUAAAGAUGAUAUUAUUUUAUUACGUUAUCUUCUUUAUAUUGAAAGAAAGCUUGAUUAUCAUUGGAAGGAGGUAAAAGAAGGAAACAAAUUCUUUGUAAAAGUGGAUAGGAUUCAUGUUGCAUAAGUAAUUAGGGCUGCCCUUCUAAGUUGGAUACACUGCCCAGUGUUCAAUAAGUGUAUGUAAUUAGAAUAGCCAUGGAAAUGUUGUCUACCAUCUUAAAAUUACUUUCUACGGCCACUGUAUAAUAUUGCAAAUAGGCUUUUUAAUUUAAAGGUUGGCUAUAAUAAUAUUACAUAAAAUUUUAAUAUAAUGCUUACAUGUUAUUCAUUCAUUCAUUUUAUUGUAUAACUUUGCUGAAUUGUUAAUAACUUCAUUACUUCUCUUAAUUAUUGCUAACAACUUAAAUUCAACUUUCAUGGUUUUUUAAUCUAAUGUUUAGUAGUAUUUGCUUUCAUCAAUAAAAAAAAACUAAACUAACUCAUAAAAACUAAAUCAAUAAAAAAAGCAUUAGUUUUGUAAAUUUUUUAUUACAGUUUAUGUAUAUCUUCAAUAAGGUUAUUAAUAAGUCUUCAAUAAGGUUAUUAAGCUGUACAAAAGUUGAUAAAGGAAUGCAGUUAGUAUGAGCUUAGAAGACAGAGAGUCACUUAACAUUCAUGUUGAUGGGAAACCUUAUUCUUGUCGUGUAUGUAAUAAAAGUUUUUCUAAAAAUAAUAAUCUAAUUAGGCACAGUCACACUCAUGCUGCUGAAAAACCAUAUUCUUGUAGUGUGUGUAAUAAAAGUUUUUCGGAUAAGAACUAUCUAACUAAGCACAGUAGCACUCAUACUGGUAUAAAACCUUAUUCCUGUAGUGUAUGUAAUAAAAGUUUUUCACGUAAGCAAUAUCUAACUUUACACUAUCGCACUCAUACUGGUGAAAAACGUUAUUCUUGUAAUGUAUGUAAUAAAAGUUUUUCAUAUAAGCAAUGUCUAACUAUGCACUAUCGCAUUCAUACAGGGGAGAAACCUUAUUCUUGUAGUGUAUGUAAUAAACGUUUUUCAAAAUUAGGACAUCUAACUCAACACAGUCGCAGUUAUACUGGUGUAAAACCUUAUUCUUGUAGUGUGUGUAAUAGAAGUUUUUCAGAUAAGAGCUAUCUGACUAAGCACAGUAGCACUCAUACUGGUGAUAAACCUUAUUCUUGUAGUAAAUGUAAUAAAAGUUUUUCACUUAAGCAAUAUCUAACUGUACACUAUCGCACUCAUACUGGUGAAAAACUUUAUUCUUGUGGUGUGUGUAAUAAAAAAUUUUCACAUAAGCAAUAUCUAGCUAUUCACUAUCGCAUUCAUACCGGGGAGAAACCUUAUUCCUGUAGUGUAUGUAAUAAAAGUUUUUCAAGAACAGGACAUUUAACUAGGCACAGUCGCAUUCAUACUGCUGAAAAACCGUAUUCUUGCAAUGUGUGUAAUAGAAGUUUUUCAGAAAAGCACUGCCUAACUAAGCACAGUCGCACUCAUGCUGGUGAAAAACUUAAUUCUUGUAAUGUAUGAAAUAAAGUUUUCAGACAAGCAAUAUCUAACUAUACACUAUCGUAUCGUUCAUCUAACUGAACACAAUCUUGUUCAUACGGAAAAGAAACAAUAUUUUUGUGUUGUAUGUCAUAUUAGUUUUUCAAGAUCAAAACAUCUGACUAGCUUUCAUGCUGGUGGAAACCUUUAUUCUUUUAGUAAAUGUAAUCAAAGUUUUUGCAAUAUUAAUAUAUAAUUAUAUGUGAUCACACUCAUACUGGUGAGAAACCUUAUUAUUGUGGAUUGUUUUAAAAAGUUUUUAUUUUUUCCACGAAGGUUUUUGUUAACUGUCAAUCAGGGUUGCAAAAAACCCACCUGCCCAAUAAAACCCGCCCGAAUUUUACUGGGUAAACCCACCCUAAAGUGGAUUUUUCUAAGAUUGAUUUCUUUUUUUGUCCUCUGUUAUAUUAAAGAGCUAUUCUAUUGAAAUAUUUAUGUAGUUUAGCCUAAAAAAAAUUAACAUAUGGUGAAGAAACUGUGUUGGAGACUGGAGAGUCACUUUGCUGGCUAGAUUUAACUGUAUGGUCAUUGAUUAGUCAGUGCCAUUGAUUCGCUUUCUAUGCAAAUAAAAAAUUUUCCUCAAAUAUUUUUUAUGAUUAAAAUCUAAAUAAAAAGAAAUUCUGUAUUAAAAUAAGUUUCAAAUGUGUGAUGUAUAUGAGUACAUAUAACAUUUUGCAUCAUGAUGUCAGAAGAAACUUUUUUCAUACUUUCACAUCAAUUUAUUUGUAUUAAUUAUCUAUAUGAAGUCAAUUUAUAAAAUUAAACUUAAUUAUUAAUAUUAAAAUAAGAUACUUAUACCUGCCCUCUCUUUCGAAAAAACCCCCAUAAAAACAUGAAAAGCCCAAUAAAACCCACCCAGGUUGGGUUUUUCUACAAAAACCCGGGUUUUUUGCAACCCUGCUGUCAAUAGUUUUGUUUUUACUGCCAAGUAACUUUACUCUUGUAAUGGAUGAAAUAAAAGUUUUUUACAUUA